Messenger RNA from Fomitopsis serialis, 2769 nucleotides. RefSeq lists its product as uncharacterized. The record is from RefSeq and is a predicted model, not a curated record. The transcript is spliced from 5 exons. Lineage: Eukaryota; Fungi; Basidiomycota; Agaricomycetes; Polyporales; Fomitopsidaceae. The coding region runs from base 1 to 2769 and encodes 922 amino acids.
AUGGAGACCGAGCGAGAUGGGCAUCAGCUUCCCCCUGCACCUCUAGGUCGUCGCACACCCGAACCAACUUCCACUGCUCACUCAGAAGCCGGACACGAACCUGCUACCCAAGACGGACAGGGUGUUGCAGCAGGCCCGGGUGGAGUCGACCCCGCAGAGCAUACGCAGAUCCGCGAACCACCCGAGCACAUCGUCCCAUUCGGUGGCGAGGCUGGCAAGCCCUCUCAACCAGGGCAGCUACCACGCUCUGGCUACACCUCGUACGAAGGCAAGGUUGAUCCAGAUGCAGUUAAUCCUUAUGCACCAUUCGCUUCACGUCUGGACUGGGAGAUUGCGCGCUGGGCUAAACUUCGUGGGUCAGGGUCAACUGCGUUCUCCGAUCUUCUCGCUAUCGAAGAGGUUCGCGAACUGUUGGGCUUGUCAUACAAAAAUAGCGACGAGCUGAACAAGAUCAUUGACGAGGGGCUUCCAAACCGACGGCCCGCAUUCCACCGCUUUGAGGCAUGCGUCGGAGGCGAGCACUUUGAGAUGUUCUGCCGUGACAUUCUCGAGUGUAUCCGUGCGCUCUACGGUGACCCCGAGCAUGCGGCAUAUCUAUGCAUCGCGCCAGAGCGCCACUAUGCUGAUGCGGACAAGACGCUCCGCUUGUACCAUGAUCUCCAUACUGGAGAGUGGUGGUGGGCGACACAGAAGAUACUCGAGAAGGAAACGCCGGGUGCAACAGUUAUUCCCAUCAUCAUAUCAUCAGAUAAGACUCAAUUGACAACGUUCCGAAACAAGACUGCAUACCCAGUCUAUCUUACGAUUGGCAACCUUCCGAAGGAGAUCCGCCGCAAGCCGUCACAUCGCGGGCAAAUUCUCCUCGCUUACCUUCCAACGAGCCGCCUCGAACAUAUCAAAAACAAAGCAGCCCGGCGUCGGACUGUGGCGAACGUCUUCCAUGCAUGUAUGUCGAUGAUCAUGGAACCUUUGCAGAAAGCUGGUGUAGAAGGUAUCCCCAUGACCAGCGGCGACGGUAUACAGCGGCGCUGCCAUCCAAUCCUCGCCGUGUACGUCGGGGACUAUCCCGAACAAGUCCUCGUAACAGGAACAUACACCGGCGAGUGUCCAAUCUGUCAUUGCUCUCACGACGACCUCGGGGCUUACCCAUGCUUGUCCGACUAUCGCGAUGUCGACGAGGUUUUCGCCACUCUAGGUCUCUAUGGUACAGCCGAUUACAACAAGGCUUGUGACGCCGCCGGCAUUAAGCCAAUCCAACAUCCAUUUUGGGAGAACCUCCCUUACGUCGACAUCUAUCGGUCGAUCACGCCCGACAUCUUACAUCAGCUCUAUCAAGGGAUUGUCAAACAUUUGCUUGCUUGGCUCACCAGUAUUGUCGGCGAGGACGAGAUCGACGCGCGGGUUCGGCGACUACCACCUAACCACACCAUCCGCAUAUUCCAUAAAGGAAUCACCGGCUUAACGCGUGUUACAGGUACUGAACACAAGCAGAUGGCACGGUUCAUGCUUGGCCUUCUGGUCGAUGUUCAGCUGCCUGGUGGUGAGUCAGUCGCGGACCUGUUCAGUGCUACGAAAGCCCUUCUGGACUUCGUGUAUAUGGCGCAAUACUCGGUCCAUUCAGGCGCAACUCUGGCUGCACUCGAGCGCUCACUGUCCGAAUUCCAUGCGAAUAAGGACGUCUUCAUCCGGCUUGGCAUACGAGAUCACUUCCUCCUCCCGAAGCUUCACAUGAUGACGCACUACGUCCGCGCGAUCAAACUCUACGGUACGACCGACAAUUACAACACAGAGUCCACCGAGCGACUCCAUAUUGACUUCGCGAAAGAGGCCUACCGUGCAACGAACCAUAAGGACGAAUUCCCACAAAUGACGAAGUGGCUCGAAAGGCGCGAGAAGGUGCUGCAGCACGCCAACUACGUUGAAUGGCGUCUCCUACGAGUGCAACGUGAGCAGCAUGAUCUCAUCGCUGCCCGUCAAGAGAUACACUGGCGGCCGCCAGAUAUGGCGUGUCCGUUACAUCAUCUCAUGGCGAAGCAUCCUAGUCGAAAGGCAGUCCCUGUCGCCGAGCUUGUGUCUUCUCAGGGCUAUGGCGCAACACAUCUUAGGGCUGCUCUUGCUCGCUUCGUGGUGGAGUUCAACAAUCCAGCUCUAACACGAAACGAGAUCGAAGCUCAGGCACACCACGUACGGUUUCCAUUUGCGACUCUACCUGUCUUCCAUAAAAUCAAGUUCCGCAAUCUUAUAUAUGUCAAGUAUCACGGUAAAGAGACCCUCGAUUCGAUCCAUGCGCGACCUCGUCAAAUAGGUCAGAAUGAUGAAGUGCUCAUACCGGCGCGCUUCGACACCGCACUCGUACGUGUUCGGCAAAGCGAGAACGCAGAAGCUCGCAAUGGCCUUGCUGAUAUGCGUGUGGGACGGGUGCGGGUCAUCUUCUCGAUCCCCGAGAAAGCAUCACCCUUGCUCUUCUCUUCUUCCACAAGAACGCGCAACCCGGAAUUACCACGACAUCUUGUCUACGUCGAGUGGCUGUCGAAAUUCGCCGCUGCUCCGGACCCACGCUACCAGAUGUACAAGGUGACGACACUGACGGGUGCGGCGGCAAUCGGGUCGGUAGUUCCGCUCUCACUGAUUGAACGGAGUGUUCAUCUCAAUCCGAAGUGGGGUGGGCCAGUACCUGUACAUUGGACAAGCGAGAACAUUUUGAACGAGUGCGCGACAUUUUACCUUAACCAAUAUAAAGAUUCCCAUAGCUUCUACAACCUGUACUAG